Messenger RNA from Cordyceps fumosorosea ARSEF 2679, 948 nucleotides. Its product is annotated as glycerol-3-phosphate phosphatase. NCBI's taxonomy places the organism in Eukaryota, Fungi, Ascomycota, Sordariomycetes, Hypocreales, Cordycipitaceae. The transcript has 4 exons. Gene Ontology annotation, molecular function: sugar-phosphatase activity; oxidoreductase activity, acting on CH-OH group of donors; beta-phosphoglucomutase activity. The coding region runs from base 1 to 948 and encodes 315 amino acids. The record is from RefSeq and is a predicted model, not a curated record.
AUGGUGCGCAUCGCCACGAGCCUGGGCGGGUUCAUGCCGCCGGGCGCCGCGCUCCACAUCUGCGGCACGACCCGCGCCAACCCUGUCGACGACGGAUGUUCCGUCGUCGACAGCCACUUCAAGGUCUGGCGAACCGAGAAUCUCUUUGUCGGCGGCUGCGGCGUGAUUCCUACGCAGAAUGCCACCAAUCCCACACUGAUGGCAGCCUGCUUCGCCAUUGUCGGCGCCAGGAAGAUGGCGCAGGAGCUAAAGCAAGUGCGAGUUGGCUACGACGCUUCCUGCAAUCCUGCCAUCAGCCAUGAUGGUAUCACCGCCACCUGUGGUGGUGCCCUUCGAGGCACUGCUGUUCGAUAUGGAUGGCACAAACUGAUUGACUCUACUAACACAGUAGUUCAACACUGGCAGCGUAUAGGCAAGGAGCUGGGAAUCGACCCCAAUGACAUUCUGCAAACGGCUCACGGCCGCAGAACCUUUGAUGCGCUCAAGAUUAUAUGUCCCAAAAAGGCAACCAUGGAGUAUGCGACGCAUAUUGAAAAGAGCAUUCUAGAAAACUACGGCUCUGACGCCACCAUCAUCCCUGGCGCGCGAGAUGCUCGACAGAGUCAGCGCCUUGUGCCUGCACUGGGCCAUUGUCACGUCCGCCUCGCUACCCUUGCUCAGCGGCUGGGGCCGGGUCCUCGACCUGCCCACCUGCCUGCACCUCGUCACCGCCAAUCGGUCGAGGACGGCAAGCCCGAUCCCGCCGGGUACCUGCUCGGCAUGAAGAAGCUCGCCAUAAAGGACCCAGCCGGCUGCGCCGUCUUUGAGGACAGACCUGCGGGCAUCCGCGCCGGAAAGACUGCCGGCUGCAAGGUCGUGGCUCUCGCCACCAGCCAUACUGCUGAGCAGGUGGCUGAGGCGAACCCGGAUAGGGUCGUAGACGACUUUUCCUCUGUGGCAUUGGUUUAG